AUGCGGUUGCUGCUUCCAUCCUAUGUCAGGUCAGCUGAGCUGAAGCAGGCUCCCGCGGACCCAUCCGAAGGCUGCAAGGAUUUGCUGUCGGGAGCAUCUGGUGCUCGCAUGGAGAAGUUCUUGGCAAUUUCUCGCAAGCGGCAGAGAGGUCUGGUCGUGGUGUUGGAAGAUCCUGACAGGCUAGAUGCAGCAGCAAUCCUUCGAGGUUGCGACGCUUUUGGAGUCUCAGAAGUGCACUUCAUCUUCGAGGCCACCAAGGCCUUCGAUCCUCUGGCGAACCGCCAGGUAAUGAAGUCCGAAGGUUCCAACCUUUGGGUCUGUAGUCGGGUCUUCGAGUCUGUCGGAGACUGCCUCCACCAUCUAGACCGAAGAGGCUUUACUAGAGUAGGUAUAGCCCAGACGCAUCAUGUAGGUGCAGUGAAUUUCUUUAGUGCCCCGGCUUUUUGCGAAGAGAAGCUGGCACUCUGGCUGAGCUGUAACAGCUCUCAUCUUAAUGAUCAGGUCGUAAGCAGCAGUGUUUACGUCCCGGCUCCUGCCAAAGUUGCAGGGCUGGCCAUCUCAAAUUUGGUGGCUGCGGUUCUGGCCGAGGUCACACGCUGUCGCAGGGCCACAUGUCCCUCAGGACAUUGGUCCUUCAGCCGCGAAGAGCAGAGGGCAUAUGUCCAGUGGUGCGUUGCAAUUCAUACGAAGCGCCACCCCACACUGCAGCAGGCUUCUCAAGAGUCUUCCUUGAGCCCUGAGUAUGAACGCUUGGGUCGCUUAAGGGCUGAGCUUGCAAGACAAGGAUGGUGA
Symbiodinium natans is the source of this 792-nucleotide messenger RNA. Lineage: Eukaryota; Dinophyceae; Suessiales; Symbiodiniaceae. The record is from the annotation of a GenBank genome assembly.